GAUAUAUAACUAGUUGCCAGAAACACCUUCGCAUCAAAAAAAUUUUUGAUCUGUUCAGGGUUCUUGUUCUUGAAAUUUUUGUUGGAAAACAAUGAUAUUGUCAUGGAGGAAGAAAAGGGCUGCAAGGCGUGCUGCAAAGAAGCAAAAUUUGGAGGUAACUUCCAACAUGGAGUUAACAAUUCCUAGCCAUUUCCGUUGUCCAAUAUCGUUAGAAUUGAUGAAGGAUCCAGUGACCUUAUCGACAGGUAUAACAUACGAUCGCGAUAGCAUUGAGAAGUGGAUUGAGGCUGGUAAUAGUAUCUGUCCUGUCACUAACCAAGUCUUGAGGAGUUUUGAGCCUGUACCUAAUCAUACGUUAAGGAUGAUGAUACAGGAUUGGUGUGUGGAGAAAAGGUCUUAUGGGAUUGAGAGGAUUCCAACUCCGAGAAUCCCGAUAAGCUCGUACGAGGUUUCAGAGAUUCUUUCAGGAAUUCAGACUGCAAAGGAUCAACAGGAUGCAGAAAGGUGCAGAGAAAUGGUGCUGAAGAUCAAGGAGUUGGCAAAGGACAGUGAGCGAAACAAGCGAUGCAUUUCGGCUAAUGGCACUGGUGGAGUCUUAGCUGCUGCAUUCAAGACAUUCUCAAAGGUGCCUUUUGAACAAAACGUUGCGCUUUUGGAGGAAAUUUUGUCAGCUUUGAUAACAAUAUCACCUCUUGAUGGAGAGGCAAAGUCUUAUCUUGGAUCUGAUUCUUCUUUACAUUGCAUGGUAUGGUUUUUGAAAAAUGGAAAUCUGUCAGGACGAAGAAAUUCUGUUUUGGCAUUGAUUGAGAUUGUUUCAUCUGAUCAGCAGAAGAUCGACGAGCUAUUAGAGAUUGGGGGAGCUAUUGAAGCUUUGGUUAAGCUGAUCAAAGAGCCUAUUAGUCCUAGUACUACAAAAGCUUCACUAUUGCUCAUGUACCAUAUAGUCUCAAAUCCACCAUCCUCUGCCAAUUCUAAAGUCAUUGCAAGGCUUACUGAAAUGGAAUUGGUCAAAAUUCUGUUAGAAAUGCUGGUGGAUUGUGAAAAGAGCAUAUGUGAGAAGGCAUUGGGAGUUUUGGAUGAGGUUUGCAGCUACGAUGAAGGGAUGGAAAAAGCCUAUGGCAAUGCUUUAACUGUGCCUGUUUUGGUGAAGAAACUAUUGCGAAUUUCAGAUUUGGCUACUCAGUUUUCAGUUUCGAUCCUCUGGAAGCUUUGUAAGAAUGACAAAUCUGAAGGAGGAGAUGUUCUUGUUGAAGCACUUCAAUUGGGUGCUUUCCAAAAGCUCUUGUUGCUCCUACAAGUUGGUUCUACAGACGGAACAAAAGAGAAGACAACUGAGCUAAUGAAGUUGAUGAAUGUGUAUAGGGAUAGAGCAGAAUGUACAGAUUCUUUAGACUUCAAGAAUCUGAAGAGGUCUUACUGAAUUUUGAGACUGGACUAGAUAGUGCUACAAUGCAUAUUUAUUUGGCAAUACUUUAAAUUUCAAUGUACAAAAGAUA
This is a messenger RNA of Coffea eugenioides, 1496 nucleotides long. RefSeq names its product U-box domain-containing protein 21-like. The coding region runs from base 92 to 1420 and encodes 442 amino acids. Gene Ontology annotation, biological process: protein ubiquitination. Gene Ontology annotation, molecular function: ubiquitin protein ligase activity. Lineage: Eukaryota; Viridiplantae; Streptophyta; Magnoliopsida; Gentianales; Rubiaceae. The record is from RefSeq and is a predicted model, not a curated record. The transcript has a single exon.